CCAAUUUGUUGCUAUAGAACGCAAACAGAACAAAAUCAACUCAAAAUUGAAGAGUCUCUCAGUCGUUAGGGGAAGGAAAUAGAGAAAAUGGCUAGCUUCACUGCCUCCGCUUCCACUGUCUCCGCCGCUCGUCCGGCUCUUCUUCUCAAGCCCACCGUCGCCGUCUCCGCUCCUGUUCUUGGUUUGCCUCCAAUGGGUAAGAAGAAGGGAGGAGUCAGAUGCUCAAUGGAGACAAAGCAAGGAAACGUCUCAGCCAUGGGGGCUGGAGUUUCAGCGGCAGCAACAGCUGCUUUGUCCGCGGUGAUGAGCAACCCGGCAAUGGCAUUGGUUGAUGAGAGGAUGUCAACAGAAGGAACAGGAUUACCCUUUGGACUCAGCAACAACCUCUUGGGUUGGAUUCUGUUUGGAGUGUUUGGUUUGAUCUGGACUUUCUACUUCGUCUACACUUCUUCUCUGGAAGAGGAUGAAGAAUCUGGUCUCUCACUCUAAAGAAAUGAAUCUUUCGUCUUCUCCUUUUCCAUUUUCAUGUGAGAACAUGAAUCAAAAGCGUUCGUAAUUUCUAGUUUCUUGUAAUUGUUAAGUAAAGACUAAAAAAAACUAUUGUCAUGUGUUUUUCCCAUUCUCUUUAUCUUGACUCACAAUGAUGAAGAGGAGGAGAUUAUGUGAUUAUUAAAUAUA
This is a messenger RNA of Capsella rubella, 678 nucleotides long. Its product is annotated as photosystem II reaction center W protein, chloroplastic. The transcript has 2 exons. Gene Ontology annotation, biological process: photosynthesis. The record is from RefSeq and is a predicted model, not a curated record. NCBI's taxonomy places the organism in Eukaryota, Viridiplantae, Streptophyta, Magnoliopsida, Brassicales, Brassicaceae. The coding region runs from base 88 to 489 and encodes 133 amino acids. Gene Ontology annotation, cellular component: chloroplast; photosystem II.